AUGGCGCGGAUUCUGAUCGUAGGCGCUGGGCUGACCGGUAGCCUGUGCGCUGCGCUUUUGCGCGCGGAAUUUCCCCAGCGCCUCCUGCGCGUCGUGGUCUGGGAUAAGGCGCAGGGCGCAGGGGGAAGAAUGUCGACGCGCCGGAGCUCUCACGACGAGAAAUGCACGGCUGAUCUGGGUGCCCAAUAUAUCACGCGAACGCCCGACAAUGCAAAGGCGCAUCAGAGCUUUUAUGAAGAUUUGUUUUCUCAUGGAGUCCUGAAGCCAUUGACUGUCCCAGUAAAAGGAAUGGUGGUGAAGGAAGGAGUAGAUAACUUUGUAACACCCAAAGGAAUUUCAGCCAUUGUUAAACAUUACUUAAAUAAGGCAGCAGACGCAGAUGUCUUCUACAAUCACCAUGUUACUCAGAUCUGCCUCAAAGAUGGAAAAUGGGAAGUGGACACCAGUACAGGAUCUUUUGACCACUUUGAUACAGUUAUUCUCACAAUGCCUGUCCCACAGAUUCUUCACCUUCAAGGGGAUAUUGCAACCAUAAUUAACAAACAUUGGAGGCAGCAGCUGGAAUCUGUGAGCUUUUCUUCUCGCUAUGCUCUGGGCCUUUUCUAUGAAGCUGGCAUCCAGUUUGAUGCCCCUUGGGCGGUACAAUACAUCUCAAAUAAUCCCUGCAUAUGCUUCAUCUCCAUUGAUAAUAAGAAGCGUGAAAUAGAAUCACCUGACAUUGGUCCAUCUGUUGUUGUUCAUACCACUGUGUCUUUUGGAACUGAACAUUUGGAAUGGGACAAAGAAAAGGUCCAGCAGUUGAUUAUAAAUGAAUUGAAAGCUGUGAUGCCUCAUUUGCCUGAACCAGCAAGUAUCAAAUGCCAGAAGUGGAGAUAUUCUCAGGUGACAGAAGCUUUCCCUGGAAGUCCAGGACAAAUUACUCUUCACACAAAACCUUUUCUCAUCUGUGGAGGUGAUGGAUUUGUUCAUUCCAAUUUAGAUGGAUGCAUAGAUUCAGCCAUAAGUGUUGUAAAGGCUUUAAAGGCCAGUUUGUAGGAUUUUCAUUGUUUUCUCUCUGAAUAUCAGCUCGUUUUUAUGAUGAGUUAUACAUUGAUAUACCAAUGAAUAGGUGUUUUCCAUACCCAUCCUCUGUUUUAAAAAAAAUAAAGAAUGGAAGUCUUGAAAUGUCACACAGAUU
This is a messenger RNA of Protobothrops mucrosquamatus (brown spotted pit viper), 1177 nucleotides long. It is a transcript of the gene RNLS, whose product is annotated as renalase, FAD dependent amine oxidase. The coding region runs from base 1 to 1035 and encodes 344 amino acids. The record is from RefSeq and is a predicted model, not a curated record. Gene Ontology annotation, cellular component: extracellular region. Lineage: Eukaryota; Metazoa; Chordata; Lepidosauria; Squamata; Viperidae. Gene Ontology annotation, molecular function: oxidoreductase activity, acting on NAD(P)H. The transcript has 7 exons.